CUUCGACAAUCGACAAUAAAUUAAAUAAACAAAAACUGGCAUUCCGUAUUUUCUCGCUUCUGCUUAUUUGUUUAAAAUCGAAUUAUAAAUGAAGAAUCAAGAAUGGAUGAAUUAAAGUAUUGCCGCGUAUGUCUUGUGAUGGGAGCAAAGAUGUUCAGCUUAAAUACUAAUUCAAGUGACUCUAUUGGAGUGACUUAUUCACAUUUGGCGCAGAUACCAUUAAUAGACAAAAAUCAGCAUGUGUGUUAUGAAUGUGCUAGCUUGCUCCACAAGUAUCAGAAUUUUAAGUCAAAAUGUCUGAGAGCUCACAACAUACUGUGUAGCAUCAAGGUAGAUAAAAAGCAGUUAACAAAGCAGGCAAUUCAAAAUAUUGAUAAGAGAUUGAACAAAUUGGAAUCCACACUAAAACUCUCCCCAGUGUCUCUGUCUUAUAUUGAAUCUGAAAUUGAUAAAAACACAAAUUCAGGUAUUAAUGACAUCAAAUUAAAAGAAGACAAGGAAAAUAGGCAAGUAGAAAUUAAUAUUAAAGUUGAAGAACACAAUGAUAUUCAUCUAGAUGAAAAAUGUGAUUAUAAGGGACCUCCUGAUGACAUUCAAGAAGAUGGUUUUAUGCCAUCAUCAGAAGAUGAAUUACCUAAAAUCAAAGCUCCAAAAACUAAACGUAAACAUAAAGCAAACAGUGAACCAAAGAUAAAAAAGAAGAAAUUUAAAACAAUAAUAAAGAGUGAAGAUGAUUUGAGUGAUAAUGAACCUCUUUCAAAAAGUGUUUCAAAAACUUUUGACAAGCAAAAAACACUUAAGAAAAAAAGUGGUUUGAAUAUUGCAUACUUUGAUGACUAUGCCACUGUUGUGUUCCUGACGCCUGAAGAUGCAAGAAAAGAGGUCUUGUUAAGAAAAGAGUCCAGUAACUAUAAAAAGUCCCCAUUCAAGUGUGAUUUUUGCUACAGGGGUUACGAAGCCAAAGCUGCAUUUGAAAAUCAUAUGAAGAAGCACAGUGUGGAAUAUGGUGAUUAUGAAUGUGAUCUCUGCCAUCUCAGGUUUCCACAACAGAUAUAUUUAUGUAAGCACAGACUUUCAUGUCAUAAGAGGAAGUUUAGUUGCAAGCUGUGCCCUUAUGUAUGCUACUGUACAUACCAGGCGAAAACACAUGUUAGUCUUCACAAAGGAAAGAAAUAUCCAUGCAAAGAUUGUAGUGAAAUAUUUAGCAUGCCAAACAGCCUGCUAAUGCAUAAACGUAUGAAACAUUUGAAGGAGUCCGUGCGAGAGAGUGUUUGCGAGCACUGUGGCAGCACGUUUGGCACGCCGCGAGGACUGUUCCUACAUAACAUGAAGGUUCAUAGACAGGACAAAAAUGACAAGUUAGGACCCGAGUGUGAAGACUGCGGGGUACACUUUUCAUCAGAAGUGGCAUGGAAGCGACAUCUAGUGUUAUCUACGAAGCACAAAGUCAGCAACGGUUGCAAGUUCUGUGGCGAAACUUUUUCGAAUAUAGACGAUCUGAAAGGCCAUAUGAGAGUGCACUCUCGUAAGCAUAUCAAUAGAUCUGACAAUAUUAAACUACCGGCAACAUGUUCUAUGUGUGACAAAUGGCUAUCAAAUCGCGUUGAAUAUAAAACGCACGUGACUUCGGAACACCCUCAGACCGACGAAGCUAAGAAAUUAACUGCGGACGAUCAGACUCCAUUCGUUUGUGAAGUCUGUGGCCAGAUGUUUAAGCAACAGUGCUUCCUGCGCUACCACCAGCGCAAGCACUCGGGCGAGCGGCCGUACGCGUGCGCGGCGUGCGGCAAGCGCUUCCAGCUGGCCGGCGCGCUCGCCGUGCACCGCGCCGUGCACGCGCGCCGCCAGCAUCACUGCCAUCUGUGCGGGAGGGGGUUCAGCUUCAAGAGCGCGCUCAAUAAACAUAUUAAGGUCCACCUCGGCAUCCGUCCCCACAAGUGCGCGAUCUGCGACAAAGGCUUCAUUCACAUGUGCGACCUAAAACUCCACAUCAAGUAUGUUCACGACAAGGUGCCUUGGCCUAAGAAGAAAAGCAAACGGAAUAUAUCUGAGGAGCAAGCACCGUUCUUGGAAUAUAACUGAUUAUAUUGAUUACAUUUGACUGAGAUUAUGUAUGUACGUAUGCUAGGUAGAUAAUUGGUAUUUUGUCUGAAUAUAAAUAAAGUGUUUAGUUUAAAAUCAGGUCCAAAACUGGUCCAAUUCCACAGAUCUGUUAAACAAACAGAUUUGUGUUAAUUAAAGGUAAAAAUCUCAAUAUGAUUAUGCGUGUACAAUGUAUAUAUUGACUUUGUAAUUCUUGUAAUGUUUUUAUGUAUUUCAAUCGUGUGUAUGAAUAAUAUAAAUAAAAAUCUCACUCAUAUAA
Messenger RNA from Trichoplusia ni (cabbage looper), 2362 nucleotides. RefSeq names its product zinc finger protein 345-like. Lineage: Eukaryota; Metazoa; Arthropoda; Insecta; Lepidoptera; Noctuidae. The transcript has 11 exons. Gene Ontology annotation, cellular component: nucleus. The coding region runs from base 103 to 2082 and encodes 659 amino acids. Gene Ontology annotation, molecular function: RNA polymerase II transcription regulatory region sequence-specific DNA binding; zinc ion binding; DNA-binding transcription factor activity, RNA polymerase II-specific. Gene Ontology annotation, biological process: regulation of transcription by RNA polymerase II. The record is from RefSeq and is a predicted model, not a curated record.